Molecule: messenger RNA, 3747 nt
Organism: Schistosoma margrebowiei
Lineage: Eukaryota; Metazoa; Platyhelminthes; Trematoda; Strigeidida; Schistosomatidae
Source: the annotation of a GenBank genome assembly
AAACGAAAGAGCGGGCACAUUCGAAGGGACUUAACGUUUAAACCGUGCCCCGCGGAAAUGUAUUUCCAGUUGCUCAGUCACUCAAACAAUGAAUUUUGAAGGAAAAACUAGUAAAUUUGAUCGUCAAGCUAUCCAUAAAAAUGUUUCAGUCAGAAAGCUGAAAACAAAGACAAGUGAAAAAAGUAUUAUCUGGACAAAUGUUACUCUUCAUAUUAUUCUAUUUCUUAUGGCAAUAACAGCUGGUUAUUUGCAUUGUUUUCAUGUUUCGAAUUUGCAUGAAAAUGACCUGUUUUUCUCACAUUUAUCCAAUUUGGAGCGUGAGCUGACAUUUAGGACUGAAAUGGGAUUUUACUACUCCUACUUUAAACAAAUCGUUUUAGCAUCAACUUUUAUGGAAGGAUUCAGCUCAUUGCUUACUGAUACUAGGACUGAAUAUCCGCCUUGCUUAAGCCUGGUAAAUGAUACAGGUACUCAAAAGAAUAAUCAAUGUGCAAACCUUAAUUCUAUUGAACGAUUUAAUCUGUAUCCUGAAUUGUUGCUAGCUGGUGCUUACAGAUUCUUACACACAUUCGAUUUGAUCAGACAUUACUGUUUUCAAGUUAAAAGAGAUCCACCGACUAAUCCAAUCGCGAUCGCUAUAAAUCCAAAUAUAAUGGCAAAUUUAUCACUACUUAGAAAGCUAGAUGUAAUACCGUCGAAUCAAUUGAAGAUCAACAGUACCUCGAUUAUAAGUUGUGAUGGAUCUGGCGAACCGCCAUAUUUCUAUGUAAAUUCAGUAUUCAUUUUGUCAGGUCUGGUACUUUUUGGUUUAACUUACUCUGGUUGGUUUGUUGCUAAGAUUGGGAGUUCAAAUCAAUCUAAAAUGGAUCAUAUACUACAGCUUAUUGGCGGAUUUCUUCCAAUUUUAGCGUAUUUCUCUAAUCAUAGAGAAGCUACACGUGUUCAAUGGACUCCACCAUUGAGAGAAAGCUUCGCUUAUCCAUUCUUUAUAAUUCAACAGUCUUUUUUAUUAGGUUAUUUUGGAUCAAAUCAAAUGUUACGAUCAUAUCGAGGGAAAAGUUUCAUUUGUUUACCAAUAUACUGUAUACUGCUAUUGAGUUGUCAAAUUUCAUGGCAAUUUUCCCAAUUCGCUUUACUUACUCAAAUUAUAUCGAUUAUUUGUGCCUUUUGUUUAUCACUAUCAUCAAAUACCCCUUAUUCUCUUAGUUCAAACCAACAAAAAUCAGUUAUUCUAAGCCUUUUAUUCAAAAUAAAACAGAUCAUAUGGAUUCAUUUAAUUGUAUUCAAUUUAUCAUUUAUAUUACAAUUUGGCAAUCGUUUACUUCUACAGUCUGGUUAUAUGUUUAUUCUACUAAGUAGUUUAUUAAGUGUAUAUAUACUUCAACAACUAUUAAAUACCUAUAAUCCAUUGACAAUUAAAAAGAAAGAAGUAUCUACUCGAUCAUCAAUGAUGAAUAUUACAUUUAUACGUUUUCUAUGCUUACCAUUAUUGCUUGUCUGUCUAUGUACGAUCGGAUUAAGUUUACUAUUCUCAGUUUUCUCAAAAUAUGCUUUCAAUAAUAAUUACGAUUUAAACAGAAAUAAUAAUGAUAAUCACAAUGAUGGGGGCCAUAUAUGGGAUUUAUUAAAGCAUAAAUUAACCAUAUUAUUUGGUAUUACAACUUAUAAAACAUUUCAUACAAUGUUGUAUAUAUGUGCACCAGAAUUUGAUUUUAUCAAUUGGGCGACUUUAAAACAACCUCUUGAAACUGGUCUUAUAUACGGUUCCAUUCUAGUCUGCUUCAUCGUUUCUUUUAAAUUAUUCAGGAACUUGUUCAGUUCUCAUCGUCACCAUCAUCUUUCAGUUACUGUAAAUAACCAGUUGUUUAACAGUGAUAAUUUGUCAAGCUGUGAAUAUUCAUUUCAAAUAUUGCGAGAUUUUAUUUCAUUAUUAGUUAUCAUUCAGUUGGCGAUUUUUACGAUUAUGGCUAUGUUAAUUAUGAGACUCAAACUGUUCUGGACACCUCAAAUGUGUUUAUCACUCGCUAUAUUAGCUCAGCCUACGCGAUGGUUUGAAAUGUUUCAUGAAGUGAAAAGCAUUGGUGGCCGUAUAUUUCGUACAUCGUCAUUGAAUAGCGACUGUGAACCUGAAAAAAAGACAAAACGUUCAUUUUGGUUUCAUCAUGUUAUUUAUACAACAAUACUAGUAUUGUUCAUAGCGUUUAUGGCUGGACGUGGUUUGGAGAAUUUAAAAAGUGUGACGUGUGAACAAGAAGCUUAUCAUUAAAUACAAACAUUAUAUAAUCUGAAAAAGUCCAAGCCAGAUUGAUGAACGAAACGUUGGAAUUAUUUAAAUAGCUAAAAUUAUUCUAAUACAAUUUCUACAUUUAAUGUCUUCUGUAUACUCGGCGCCCAAUUUAUACCAAAUGUUCACAGAAAGAAUCUUAUCAUCCUGUUAUUCUUCGUAAUUUCCUAGAGUUAAGUGAUUAGAAUUAGUCACACUUUUACUUGAUUAUAUUAGUAUUAAUAGGUCAUCUUUUAACAAAUGAACCAAUUUAUAAGCCUCAUUUUGUACUGACAUAGUUUUGAGAGAAAAUGUCUAAUAGCCAACUAAAUCUUUGAUCAACAGGACAAGCUAUUAGUUAAUUUUGAAAAAUUCCUAGUAGCUCACUUGUUUUCCAAAUGUAUCUUGAUGAUGUUGUCUAGAAAUACAAUCAAAAGCUGCACAACUCAAAGAGAACAAUACUCUUUCUGAGUUACAAAUAUUUUUGAUCAUUUUGGAGGAAAAAACCCACUUAAUUUAAUGUUCAAACUGAUGUUAUCUUUCUCAUACACUAAGUUUUCUGAUUUUUUUUAUGUUAAAUCUGUUAAAAUGAUUUUCCAAGUUCAUGAUAUUGAUAAAUAUUCCAAUUGCUCAAGAUAAAUAUAGCAUUCUUACAUAUUUUUUUUAUUCCAAUCCUUGUUAGUCUGAAUGGAGUAUACAAGGUUCAUUUAGUGCGUAUGAAAGUGAAAUAUUAAUUAAUUGGUUUCGAAGUUUACCGCAAAAACGUGAAGAUUCUGCCUUAUCGUCAUCAUCCUUAUCAUGGAUUAUAUCUGGACCAAUGUCUUUAUUAGGCAAUCUACGUUUAACAUUACCAGCCUCUGCUCCUUAUCCAUCUACUCAAAUUGUUUCAUUGAAUGAAUCUGGAUUUGCUUUUACAAAUCAUCCACAUUAUGAGAAUACAAUACUUCGUUAUAGAACUAUUUUAGCUUAUGGGAUUUAUAGUCGUAAACCUGUUCAUGAUGUGUGGCAUACAUAUCGUCAUAUUUUGCAAGCUGAUUUUGUAAUAGUAGAAACUCAUACAUGUCCGUCUAGAGGUGGAUGCAGUAAACCGGAACUUUUUGAUCUACUCGAUACAAAUCUUGCUGGACGUCCAGCACUAUGUGAAUCAUUAAUGAAUAUACAAGUUUUAAAAGCUGGCAGAACUCCAAGUACUUUGGAACCAUAUUUUACAGUUGUUUAUGUUGAACUGUACACAGGCAGAGUUGUACUAUAUGUGAAUAAAUUGACGUAAUAUAUAAUGGAAGCAAGUAGGCUACUUACAGAUUUAAAGAUUAUGUACAGUGUCGCCAUGAAUGUAUGUUACCCAGAUGCUCAUUUGUGAUUACAAUGUAAAUCUCUUUGUAAACACAAACUACUAAUCAUUUCAUUUUUAGAAUGUUAUUAAAUCUAAUAUUAUCAAAAGUUAUGCAUAGCAUUUAAAUAAACGUUAUUUGAUUGUUGUUUAC